AUGGUGAGCUCUGCCGAUGCGGCUCGUGCUUUUCCGAUGUUGAUGUCAUCUCCGAUGAGUGGUCGCAUUGUCUAUGGUGGCCGUGGUCGGAGUUACAGAGGGCAUGUUCAGUGUCAGAUCUAUGGUCGCCAUGGUAACUUAGCCCAACGGUGUUACUACCAUUUUGAUCUGCAAUAUGAUGGUUUUUCGACGCCAGCAUUGUUGAGGGGCACAGCAACUGGGCAAGAAAUGGCUGGCUUUCAACUUGAUGCUGCGACGAAAGGGUUUUUUAACCCUAAUUCUGGUCCUCCUUUGGGUUAUAGCGCUAGGCCAUCGGUCAACCAUAUGACCCUUAAUGGGCAAGUUCGUUUGCAGGUUGGGCCUGCGUGUGUUUUGCAGGCUUCACAUGUAGAUAGGCAUGCUGCUAGAGGAGGGGCUUCGUGGACCUUGCAGCCCGACAUGCGAAGACUGAUUGGGCCUGCUCUUGUAGGUGUUGCUCCAUUUGGGGAGUUCGGCCAAGGUACUCCCAUAAGCCCUCAGUCAUGUGUUGGGUUUUCUCGGAUCCUUGAUUUCUUAGGGUCCAAAUUUUCUAGUGGAAAUACAUCGAAUGCUACUGCAUUCGGGUUUGCUUAUGGGCCGAAUUUUGAGAAUCCAACUAUAAAUCAUGUGGAGCCAUAUGUCCCUCUACCCAUAAUAAAUAAUGCUUCGACAUCAUGGUACCCUGACUCGGGAGCUACCAAUCACAUGUGUCAAGCGGCUUUGGCAUUGAAUACAUCCACACGGUAUUCAGAUAUGAAGCUGUUGAGUGUUUCAUUCAGUUGCACAGAAUGGUUAAUACUCAAUUUGGGAAAGACAUUAAACACUUUUAAAGCAAUUAGGGUGGCGAGUUUUGAUCAUUCACAUUUGUAUUAACUCAGCAUGGUAUCAUUCAUCAAAUUACCUGUCCCCAUACGUCUGAACAAAAUGGUGUGGUAGAAAGAAAACAUCGUUAUAUUGUUGAGGUAGGACUCAUGUUACUUGCUCAAACGAACUUACCAAUGAAGUUUUAGGGUUAUGUCAUUUCAUGUGUUGUUCAUUUAAUAAAUCGUUUACCCACUGCGGUCUUACGUGAUCAGCCUCCAUACUUGGUUAUUUAUGGUAAGUCCCCUACUUAUGGUCAUCUUUGAAUAUUCGGGUGUUGUUGUUUCCCAUAUCUAUGCCCAUUCAAUAAUCACAAGUUGGAAUUUCAGUCUCAGCCUUGUACCUUUUUGGGUUACAGUUUUCAGCAUAAAGGAUAUCAAUGUCUUACGUCUGAUGGUAAAAUUAUUGUAUAUCGACAGGUUACUUUUUAUGAAAAUUGAUUUUUGUUUGCUACAAACUCUUCACCUUCUACCUUAACAACCGACUGUGUUACCGCGUUUGUUCCUCUUGUACAGUCUCAAUCACAUUAGUAUCCUAACAGAGAUGCCGACAUAUGAAGUCCUACGGUUUCGUCUCAUGGUGUCAUAGACUCACCGUUUUUUGAAAAUGAUGUUGGUGCCUUGGGUCCCAGUAGCAACACUUCUCCUCCCACACUUGAGUUGUCACCUUUGAAAAAUGACGUUGGUGCCUUGGAUCACGGUAGCAGCACUUCUUCCCCCACAUCGAUGUUGUCUAUCACCAACAGUAGAUACUCCACUACCCCAAGGCUAUACACAUUGUAUGAUCACCUGGUCCAAAGCAGGUAUCUUCAAACCUAAAGCUUUGAUAGUUGCGUUACUUGAUCAUGAGCCAUGUACGAUUGAUAAAGCGUUUGUACAUAAAAAAGUGGCGAGUGGCGGCUCAAGAUAAGUAUGAUGCUCUUAUUCGAAAUUGUAAUGGCUUGAAUUUUCAGUGGUGUCGGAAUGGUAAUUCGAGAUCACUAAAUCUGACAAAUGAGUAGAAAAUAUUAUUAAUUUAGUGAGAAUAAGUUAAAUG
Molecule: messenger RNA, 1914 nt
Organism: Gossypium raimondii (Peruvian cotton)
Lineage: Eukaryota; Viridiplantae; Streptophyta; Magnoliopsida; Malvales; Malvaceae
Exons: 2
Coding region: 1-891 (296 amino acids)
Source: RefSeq, a predicted model, not a curated record